UAUGUCAAUCUUAUUCAAGAACGGAUCCAGUCGAGGGCAACCAGCCAAUCAACGUGGCUUCCGCUCCCAGCCGAAUAGCUAAGCUAGCUACGUAGCUAUUAUCUGCAGUUUAACACCAUUGUAAACGUCUUUAAUAUCACAAAAGAUACAUGAGUUUUUGUAUACUUUGUCUCUCUUUACCAGGAAUCUGUAAGGACGUCACAGUCCACGGAAGCCGCGUUCCACGUUGAGCGUGUUUUCCCCGAAUUAGUAAGCGCGUCGAUGUUCCUUUCGGGCCUGAAAACUGGUAACUCAGGGAAAGUGAACGAACGCUAAAAAAAAAAAAAAAAAUUGAGAAAACGUAUUUAUCCUUCAAAGGAGUCGAGAUUCUUCAAAAUGAGAGGCUCGUAUGGAGACCGAGAUCGAGACCGUGGCCGUGACAGAGGGAGCCCUCGUUACGGGUCCAGCAGAGGCGGCCAAUCAUCAAUUAAAAAAUUCGGCAGUCCCGGUGAACGCCUACGGAAGAAAAGAUGGGAUCUAGAUGAACUUCCCAAAUUUGAGAAGAACUUUUACACUGAGCACCCGGAAGUACAGCACAUGAGUCAGUACGAGAUUGAGGAGUACAGAAGUAAGAAAGAAAUCACUAUUCGAGGUUCAGGCUGCCCAAAGCCCGUCACUGGCUUCCAUCAAGCUAAGUUUCCUCAAUAUGUCAUGGACGUCUUGAUGCAGCAAAACUUCAAGGAGCCAACAGCCAUUCAGUCUCAAGGAUUUCCUCUAGCCCUAAGUGGAAGAGACAUGGUGGGAAUUGCACAGACCGGCUCAGGAAAAACUCUGUCGUAUCUGUUGCCAUCCAUUGUGCACAUCAAUCAUCAGCCUUACCUGGAGCGUGGAGAUGGACCCAUUUGUUUAGUUCUGGCCCCUACAAGAGAACUGGCACAGCAGGUCCAGCAGGUGGCGUAUGACUAUGGGAAAUCAUCUCGUAUCAAAACCACUUGUGUGUAUGGGGGUGCUCCCAAAGGACCUCAGAUCCGCGAUCUAGAGAGAGGGGUUGAAAUUUGCAUCGCCACUCCAGGGCGCCUGAUAGACUUUCUUGAAGCAGGCAAGACCAACCUGCGGCGUUGCACAUAUUUAGUUCUGGACGAGGCUGACCGCAUGCUGGACAUGGGAUUUGAACCCCAGAUUCGCAAAAUUGUGGACCAGAUCAGGCCGGAUAGACAGACACUAAUGUGGAGUGCCACCUGGCCAAAAGAGGUACGUCAGCUGGCUGAAGACUUCCUUAAAGACUACGUACAGAUCAAUGUUGGCGCGCUUGAACUCAGUGCGAACCACAACAUCCUUCAAAUUGUUGACGUGUGCAUGGAUAGUGAAAAGGACAACAAGUUGAUGCAACUGAUGGAGGAGAUCAUGGCUGAGAAAGAGAACAAGACUAUCAUCUUUGUGGAGACCAAGAAGCGAUGUGAUGACCUCACACGUAGGAUGAGACGUGAUGGGUGGCCAGCAAUGUGCAUUCAUGGUGACAAAAGCCAGCCAGAGAGAGACUGGGUGUUAUCAGAGUUCCGCAGUGGCAAAGCUCCAAUCCUCAUCGCAACCGAUGUGGCUUCCCGUGGUUUGGAUGUGGAAGACGUAAAGUUUGUCAUCAACUACGACUACCCCAAUUCUUCGGAGGACUACAUCCAUCGGAUCGGACGCACGGCCCGCAGCAAUAACAAAGGCACGGCGUACACUUUCUUUACUCCUGGUAACCUCCGUCAGGCUCGUGAUCUGAUCAGAGUUCUGGAGGAGGCCAGGCAGGCCAUCAAUCCCAAACUGCUUCAGCUGGUUGACACUGGACGUGGAGGAGGCGGAGGUGGCCGCCCCCGUUUCCGAGGCAGCUCCAAUUCCAACAAUCCCAACCUCAUGUACCAAGACGAGUGUGACCGGCGAAUGCGCUCAGUGGGCGGAGGCGGCGGGAGCAGUGCCAAAGAUGGCCGCGGGAGCAGCAGCAGCAGCAGCUACAGCCGUGACGGCCGUGAUAGUCGAGGCGCGAGCAGCCGGGAUGGGGACCGCCUGUCGUCCUCAUCGUCUUCCUCGUCUUACAGGGACCGCAGCAGUAGGAACGGAGGACGUAGCUACGACUCCAGUUCCAGCACCAGCUCGUACCAGAAGGCCAGCAGUACGAGCCAGUACGGGGGUCCCAGGGGCAGCUCCGCACCCGUGGGAGGCGAAGUGGGGCCAGUCCCGCCGUCCUUGUCAGGCCCCCAACCUCUCAUGGCCCAGCAGUUCAAUCCACCUCAGCCCGUGAUGGGCAUGAUGGGGCACUCUGCUUACCAGUUUGCUCAACCACCACCACCGCCCCCCCCUCCCCCUCCUCCUCCGCCUCCCCCUCCUCUUCCUCCUGGUAGGAUGUAAACCACACCCACUCACUGAGACUUGAUCAUGAGCCAGUCUGUCCGCUUUCCUCCUGAUUUAUUAGGUUCAAGAUAGGUAAACAGGGCUGAAGUGCAAAAAAAUGAAAUAAUGACUAUUAAUUAUCUGCAAAUACAAAUGGCAAAUUUGACUGGGCGAGAUUGUUUCCGUACAAGUAAAUUCAGCUUGCCUCAUUAACCUCGACUAAUGUCUUAAAAGUAGUGUAUUUGUACUACCUUCAUGUUUUGUCGGGGGAACCUAUCCUUUGUUAUUCCCCGGAAAGACUCAUCUAUUCACAACGUCGGUAUUGCAUAGUCGCAGUCUGGUUGCAUCUUGCUGUCCAGGAAACAGUUUGAAGUCGGUUGAGGAGCUUCAUUUAGGCAUAAGUCGUCAUUUGCUGCCAUCUUGUAGGGGAGGGCAUUCAUUAUCUCAUUAUCGGAGUUUUUGCAUUUAGCGGUAGAGGGUUCACCGUAUUGCUUGUGGCUGUACCGAAUAAAUCAAAGUAUAUUUUGUAGAGUAUAGUGGUACGUAGAGUUAGCAUUGUACACUGUUAGGUGGCUGUAUUCAAACUGUGGUAGUAUUUUUUUGGGUCUGAAACAUUUGAAUGUGUUUAUACUUUCUACUUUUUUAUUAUUAUUAUUUUUCUGACAGCAACUACAAGAUUACAGAACAUUGAAAUUGAGUGUGUUGAAAGCUUUGGGACUAUGAAUGCAUCUCGACCAGAUUAAAUCAUAGUUCCACGACUCUGUAAACGUUAUUACUUUGUAGUGUUUCAUUUAGCAUGUUAAAAUUUUUUCUUUCGCCACUUUGUGUUUAUUAAUCUUUGAGAAGCUUUGUAUUCUGUGUGGUCAAACCUUUGUAGCAGUGAUGUUGAUCAUUGAUGCAUUUUUGUCACCAAUUAAAGAUCUUGUUUGUGUUA
Syngnathoides biaculeatus (alligator pipefish) is the source of this 3283-nucleotide messenger RNA. RefSeq names its product probable ATP-dependent RNA helicase DDX17. The transcript has 13 exons. The record is from RefSeq and is a predicted model, not a curated record. Gene Ontology annotation, biological process: alternative mRNA splicing, via spliceosome. Gene Ontology annotation, molecular function: RNA binding; RNA helicase activity; ATP binding. Gene Ontology annotation, cellular component: cytoplasm; ribonucleoprotein complex; nucleus. NCBI's taxonomy places the organism in Eukaryota, Metazoa, Chordata, Actinopteri, Syngnathiformes, Syngnathidae. Bases 376 to 2367 code for a protein of 663 amino acids.